UUUCAUUUCAUGCUCUUGUUCUCUCUCUCUCUCUCUCUUCGCGUCCAUUUCCAUAAUUCAGUCUCAUUCCCUUCCUUCCUAUAAGGCUAGAGCUUCCUAAUAAGUGCUUUCUGUUUAACUCCCUUUUCUGAUGCGCUGCAUAUAUAUAACAACCACACCCAACACCCUUCCCCCCAUUCCUAUUUUGCUGCUUUUUCAUCCUCAUAACCCACAUCUUCAGAAUAAAAAGGAAGAAAAACCUCUCCUAAUUUCAAUUUUUUUUCUCCCCUUUCAUAAGUUCAUCCGAUCUUCUGCUUCUUCUUCUUGAUUCUUCUUUGCUUUGAUCGAUUCAUAACAUUGCGCAUUAUCCCAUUCUGAAUUGUGACUUCCAACUCUCCCUCUCCCGCAAAAAAAAAGCGCCAUUGCAGGUCCGAUGGCGCAAUUGCCUCCCAAAAUCCCAACCAUGUUGCCCUCGUGGGCGGAUUUCUCGCCCGAACACAAAUUGCAUUCCCUCGCCGCCGCCAUUCCGCCUUCCUCCGCAGCAGCUCACAAUAGCAAUAAUAAUAAUAAUAAUAAUCCGUCCUGGGUUGACGAGUUUCUCGACUUCUCCUCCACCAGGCGCGGGACCCACCGCAGAUCCGUCAGCGAUUCCAUCGCUUUCCUCGAGGCGCCAAUGCUCGACGACUGCCGCGCCACCCCUCCCGCGCGCCAGGCUAACAGCAACAACCAGCAGCAGCAGCAGCAGCACGAUUUCGACAAAUUCGAUGACGAGCAGUUCAUGUCCAUGUUCUCCGACGACAUCUCCUCCAACCCGGUCCCCGGUCCCAACAACUCCUCCUCCAACCCUUCCACGCCCUCCGAUCACAACAGCUUCAACGACGAGAAGGAAGCCCUGCACCACAAUAAUAAUAAUUUCAUCCGCAGCGGCGAAGCGGACGAUGCUCAGAGCCCCUGCAAUUCGGAUUCCCAGCAAACCACCACAACCGGGGACCGUACGGUCGACCCCAAGAGGGUCAAGAGAAUUCUGGCGAACAGGCAAUCGGCGCAACGGUCACGGGUUAGGAAGCUGCAGUACAUAUCGGAGCUUGAACGGAGCGUCACUUCCUUACAGGCGGAAGUAUCAGUGUUGUCGCCUAGGGUUGCAUUUCUGGACCAUCAGAGAUUGCUUCUCAACGUGGACAACAGCGCUUUGAAGCAACGCAUUGCAGCUCUGGCUCAAGAUAAGAUCUUCAAAGAUGCUCAUCAAGAGGCACUGAAGAGGGAGAUAGAGAGGCUGAGGCAAGUUUACCACCAGCAGAACCUCAAGAAGAUGGAGAUCAGCAGCAACGACGACAACUCAGCAAGCCAGCAUCAUCAGAAUCAUAACAGUGAACAACCCAGCAAUAAUAAUAUUGCGGCGGCAGAGAAAGAGCAGCAGCUUCUUCAGGUUUAAACUGAUCUGCAUUUUGAUCCAAUACACAUGAUAAUUAAACGCAAGUUUGAUGAGGAGAUGGUGGGAAGGAAAGGGUGUUGGUUUGGUUCAUUUCACAUGCGUUAUCGUCGUGGCUGGCCGGCCAGUGGCUUUGGUGAUGGUGGAAGUAAGCUUAAUGAUUAGCUAGUUGACUCAUUCGGUAUUCGGAUUAAUUAGCUUCUGGGGAAGGGAACUAUCAUGACAGGGGGAAAAAAGAGAAAAAAAAAGGGAAAAUUUAUUCUUAUGGAGAAAAAAAAAAAUGCAGUCUUUGUCAGACUUCAUGUGCAGUCUUUUUAAUUAAUUAAUUAUAUAUUUUUUGUGUUGUAUGUAAUAGUAAGUAGAGUGGGAACUGGGAAGGGAAGGGAGGUGAAGGGAAAGGAAGACAGGGAAGGUGGUGGGAGCUGCUGCUGCUAAUGAUCGAUCUAUCUAUCUAUCUGUACAUUCACGUGAUAUGUUGUACAAGCAGCAAGAAUCAAAAUGGACCACUCCACUCCUCUCCUCUCUCUCAGAUUUACAUGUAUGAUUGGGAACCUCAGAACCCAACUACAUGUGCCUCCUCCUUCAUCACUUGCCUUCUUUUAUUUAACCAUUUUCUCCCCUGUUUUCUCUUCCUUUUUAGUUGUUUUUUUUUUCCUCUCCUUUUUAAAUUUAAAUGUACUUCAUUCAUUAAUUGUUUCCAGACCAGAAGGAGAAGAGGGUAGUAGUGUAGUAGUGGUGGGAUGUGGUAUUGUGGUUUACUGAUUUUUUUAUUUAAUGUUGCUGGUUCCUUUUUGGGUUUACUUUUUAGAGAAAGAAGAAGAGUAGGAAGUGGGUGUGAUUGAUUCUUUUCAUGAAAUGUAGUGGACAAGUGUUGUUUCUGUAUUGUAUUGUUGAGAUGGAUGGAUGUAUGGGUGUAUGAAAAGGGGCAAGAUGUUUGUCAGGGGAAUUCCCCUCAUUUGUUUUUGUUCCUUUGUUGCUGCUCCCUUUCAUCACCCCAUCCCCCUCUUCUCAUUGCUCGUCUCUCUUUCUCAUUCUUUGUGCCCUUGUUGUUUUUUUUUUCUUUG
Messenger RNA from Linum tenue, 2472 nucleotides. Lineage: Eukaryota; Viridiplantae; Streptophyta; Magnoliopsida; Malpighiales; Linaceae. The record is from the annotation of a GenBank genome assembly.